GUUUCGUCCCCCUCCCUUGAAAAUGAAAUGCCUCUCUUCCCUCCUUCUCAUUUUCUCGAGCAGGGGUAUCGGUGAGGACAUACGAAUUAUUCUGUUGAUCGGAGGACGAAGAAGGCGAGAGAAUGAGCGCGAAGGUGCCACCAGUGAGGACACGCGUAGGGAAAUACGAGAUUGGGAAAACCAUUGGUGAGGGUAGCUUUGCUAAGGUCAAGUUUGCCAAGAAUGUCGAGACUGGCGAUUGCGUUGCCAUUAAAAUCCUCGAUCGUGAUCAGGUCCUCCGCCACAAGAUGGUCGAGCAGAUUAAGAGGGAAAUCUCAACCAUGAAGCUGAUUAAACAUCCGAACGUCAUCAAAAUUAUCGAGGUUCUGGCAAGCAAGAGAAAGAUCUACAUUGUUCUUGAAUUUGUGGACGGAGGCGAGCUAUUUGACAAAAUUGCCAAACGUGGGAGAUUGAGAGAAGAUGAAGCCAGGAGAUAUUUCCAGCAGCUUAUAAAUGCUGUGGAUUAUUGCCACAGUAGAGGCGUUUACCAUAGAGAUUUGAAGCCUGAGAACCUUCUUCUUGACUCAUAUGGGGUUCUUAAAGUUUCAGAUUUUGGAUUGAGUGCAUUGUCAAAGCAAGUACGGGAGGAUGGGCUUCUUCAUACUGCCUGUGGAACCCCAAAUUAUGUUGCUCCUGAGGUGCUCACUGAUAAAGGUUAUGAUGGUACGUCUUCUGAUAUUUGGUCUUGUGGGGUCAUUCUCUUUGUACUUAUGGCUGGGUACUUGCCUUUUGAAGAAGCAAAUCUCAUGGCUUUGUAUAGAAAAAUCUGCAGAGCUGAAUUCUCUUGUCCAUCAUGGUUUUCGGCUGGUUCAAAGAAUUUGAUAAAGCGGAUCCUGGACCCAAACCCUCUUACUCGGAUAACUAUUCCUGAAAUAUUGGUAGAUGAAUGGUUCACGAAAGGUUACAAGCCACCACGUUUUGAGCAGGAAGAGGAUGUAAAUCUUGAUGAUGUAGAUGCUGUUUUCAAUGACUCGAAGGAAUAUCUUGUCACGGAAAGGAAAGAAAAACCAGUAGCCAUGAAUGCAUUUGAGCUUAUUUCUAGGUCAAAAGGAUUCAGUCUGGACAAUUUAUUUGAGAAGCAAGAAGGCCUUGUGAAGCGAGAAACACGUUUUACUUCUCAAUGUCCGGCAAAUGAAAUCAUGUCCAGGAUUGAGGAAACUGCGAAGCCUCUGGGCUUUAAUGUGUGCAAGCGCAACUACAAAAUGAAACUGAAAGGCGACAAAACUGGGAGGAAGGGUCAGCUUGCUGUGGCAACCGAGGUGUUUGAGGUGGCUCCCUCCAUACACAUGGUAGAGCUCCGAAAAACAGGUGGUGACACACUGGAGUUCCACAAGUUCUACCAGAGUUUUUCAUCAGGACUAAAAGAUAUUGUCUGGAAAUCAGAAGAAAAACGUGAAGAAUAGAGUGGGCAUGUGAAUCUGAAGAUUGUAUAAUAUAUAAAAGUCGGUUGGCCUAGCUUGAAGUAAGCUCAUGGCGAUGCGAGAAGGAAGAAAUUCAAGCCUUCAUAGUAUGGACAUGGUUACAUUUCCCAUUCUCCCCUUUUGAGUUGACCUAUUUUAGUACCUUCUACAGUUCUUGAGCCGAAUCCAUUGUUUUUUUUUGCCGAGAUUAAGUUCAGGUAACUUAUAGAUUUGGUCCCUGAUUCCCCCUUCCAAUGGGAUAAAUCAUUCUUCUUAUGAAUAAAUAAAGAGAGAGAUUUUGUUUAUCAGGCACAGCAGACAUAAAAAUGGAGGAUGAAUUUGACCCA
Tripterygium wilfordii is the source of this 1786-nucleotide messenger RNA. Its product is annotated as CBL-interacting serine/threonine-protein kinase 9-like. Gene Ontology annotation, biological process: protein phosphorylation; signal transduction. Gene Ontology annotation, molecular function: ATP binding; protein kinase activity. The transcript is spliced from 15 exons. The record is from RefSeq and is a predicted model, not a curated record. Lineage: Eukaryota; Viridiplantae; Streptophyta; Magnoliopsida; Celastrales; Celastraceae. Bases 123 to 1442 code for a protein of 439 amino acids.